This is a messenger RNA of Seriola dumerili (greater amberjack), 3726 nucleotides long. RefSeq names its product exonuclease 3'-5' domain containing 3 (gene exd3). The record is from RefSeq and is a predicted model, not a curated record. Gene Ontology annotation, biological process: nucleobase-containing compound metabolic process. The transcript is spliced from 21 exons. The coding region runs from base 110 to 2806 and encodes 898 amino acids. Gene Ontology annotation, molecular function: 3'-5' exonuclease activity; nucleic acid binding. Lineage: Eukaryota; Metazoa; Chordata; Actinopteri; Carangiformes; Carangidae.
CUCAAUCACACAAACUAACCUGGAGUAACUAGCUAGACACUAGUGCACCUGAGAAUAGUGGAAGAAAGUAGCGUACGAGUGACAGCAAAAGACCAUCCUGUGGACAGAAAUGAACCGUACUGCUCCAGAGGCAACGGGUCUCGACCCUGCCGUGCUGAGAGACCAACUCUUUGAGCCAUGGAACCGGAAAGAUCUGCAGACGCUACAUUUGCUAGCCCUCCAGGGAUUUUCAAAGCUGUCUGAGCCUCUGGAGGCCUUACUGACAAUCCUGGAGAGCUGUCCAGGCAAACAGAAGAGUCGGAGCCACACCCUCGGCUAUCACAUCCUUAUGGAAUUCCAGACAUGGAUGAAGGACCAUUCUGAGGUGACCCUGAGUUCACUCUCAGAGCGGCAAGCACUGGAGCUCCAGCGUCGUGCCCUGAGUUUACUAACAGAUACCCAGCCUAGCUUUGUAGAGAGCCUCAUUUACAUCUACCACCUUAGCUCCCUGGACCCAGCAAUACUCCGACUGCACAUUGUGAAGUUGCAGGCCCUCAACUGCUACAAAGAGGCAGCGGUGCUCUGCAUCAAGUUUAAGUUACAGAAGGAACUGAAUAUGGAGGAGAUCUGCGUACCGCUAAUCUUGCAGGAUAAGCUGUCAUUGGCAGAAUCCUACGUCACAGGCCACAAUCAUCUCGAACAACGACUCGUCACGCUGCUAGAUUCCUGGUGCCAUCCCAGCUUCAGUGUAGAAGAGAUAAGCAAGCGGUUUCCUCGCCUCUCUCUGUCCAAACACUGCAUGAGCCAGAUCCAGCCCAAAAUGCUCAUCAAACACAUCUUUCGACUUGUGGAGAAAUUCAGUAUUGAACAAGGACUGUGUCCCAAUGCUCUUCACAAGAGGAGACUGAACUCUUUACGUUUCCUCAUGUACAAGAGGUUUGUGGAGAAAAGCAUGACAGAGGAUAACUGGAGUGACCAUGUUCAGUAUGUAGUGGCAGAUGAUCUUGAGCUGCAGAUCAACUUGGUGGAGAUGUUGGUGAAGUACUGUGGUCUCCAGAAAGCCUCUCAGUGGUCACUGAGAUACAACAUCCCCAGAUAUCGACUGCCCUGCGGAGUAUGGGAAACGCAGCAGAGUCUACCACCUGAUCUGCAACAGAUAUGUCUGAGUGAUUCAGCACAAACUGAGGAGUGGACGCCAUCUCAGUUUCAUUGUCAGAAGUUCUACCAGGUGCCACUCACCAAAGACAAGGUUCACUUUGUGGACACGGCAGAAGCUCUCCAGAGAUGUCAACACAUUGUGCUGAAGGAAGGUGGUAUAGUAGGAGUUGACAUGGAGUGGCAGCCUACAUUUGGCUGCAUCUCAACUCAGCAAGUAGCCCUGAUACAGCUUGCAGUUUUUGACCAGGUUUUCUUAUUAGACCUCUGUGCAAAUGGAUUCUGUCAACACCCAGAUACUAUAAGUUUCAUCAGGAGCUUGUUCUCUGAAAGAAAUGUCCUUAAACUGGGUUACGGUAUGACAGGAGAUCUCAAGUCUCUCUUGGCCACCUGGCACCAGUUUUUAGAGGAGCCACUGAAGAUGGAGGGGGUACUUGAUCUUCUUAGUAUACACCAGAAGAUCCAGAGUAGUAAGGUCAACAGGACUCAAAAUGGUCCUAAAGAGGUGAUGGUUGGAGAGGACUCUGCAGAGAAAGGCCUCAGUCUACUGGUACAACAGGUCAUAGGAAAGCCCCUGGACAAGACGGAACAGAUGUCCAACUGGGAGAAACGUCCACUGCGCAUCAGCCAAAUUAGAUAUGCAGUGGCAGAUGCCUACUGUUUGCUGGAUGUGUACUCUGUCCUCUCCAGCAACCCAGCAUCCUUUGGGCUGCCAGCUGACCUGCGCAGCAUCUCUUCAAGCCAAUCAGAGAAGAGUGGAGACAAGAAGCAGAAGGAGAAACAGGCCAAGCAGAAGAAACAGGCCCUUGGUAAAGAGGAAUUUCAGGGGGCUCAAAGGGUCAGUCCCCCUCGCUCUGACACAGAGAAAGACCUCCUGUGUGGCAAGAAGCCCUCAGAAGAUUCCCCCCCUCUGCCCCCCCAGCAGUUGCGGGUGGUGUGCGACAAUAUGCUUCAAGGACUCGGGAGGUACCUGCGCUGUUUAGGAGUUGACGUGGUCAUGUUGGAGAACACUGAUGAUCACAGAGUAGCUGCAAAGUUAGCACAAGCCGAAGGCCGUGUCAUACUCACAUGUGGACAACCAUUCCAAAGUUUGCGUUCCCAGGUGGGUGAGGGUCGCUGUCUGUCCCUAGACUGUUCUGAAAAGGCCAGAGACCAGGCUGUUCAAGUCCUCAAACACUUCAACGUCCAGCCCACUCCCAGUGAUAUAUUCAGCCGCUGCCAGGCGUGUAACAGUGAUCAGUAUGUGGCGGUGCCCAGAGAGGACAUGGUCAGGAUGCUCAAACAGAAAGGAUUUCUGCAGGACCAGGACAACAGUGACCACACACAACAGAGGUCCCAUCAACAGGAAGAGGAGAAGCUUGGUGACAUCUUGACCUCCAGCGUGACCCCUGAACUCCCCAGGUAUGCCCUUCAGUGUCGCUGGGCCUCCCUUUCAGGGCUGGACCCUGACACCCUGACCUUUCCCGGGGGUGCGCCCAUACAGCUCCACACCGUGCCCCCUACCCUCCUGCCGAGGAUACCGCUCUUCUAUGUCUGUACCAGAUGUGGCAAGGUGUUCUGGGAAGGCUCUCACUUUGGCCGUGUCCUCUCCAUGUUUCAGGAGGUCUUACACAUAACAGACGAGGACAGUGAAUCAGCUGCAGCACUCGUUAAAGCAGGGCAGCAGAACUGACUGAUGUAAAGCUCUUGCAGUUUACCAAACCAAAAAACAUCCAGACUAAUGUUGCGCACAUGUAGCACCCAGCUGUCAUGAAAUCCAAGUAAACUGCUGCAUACAUAACAGCAGUUCUAUUUUUUACUUUUCUAAUUGACUUGAUAAAACGAUAAGGCGCAAAGAUUGUAAAUUUAGGCUGACAUUACUAGUGAGUUUCAACAGCAACUUCAAGUGAUACAAAAUUUGUAUCACUUGAAAUAACAAAUAAUUUGAUAAAAAAUAGGUGAGUUAAUAAAUCAACUUACUGCCCUUGGUAGUCAGACCUCCUGUUACCCAGCAGAUAUUAAAACUUGACAGUCAUAUUAAAAAAACAAAGCUGCGGUGAAUAUGGAUGAACGAUUCUGUCAUCCCAAACUUCAUUUCCAAUGUAUCUAUUUUCAACGGUUUUAAAUCUAUUGUGUUUUAAAGAGUUAAAAACUCAUUUUAAUUUCAAUGAACCAAAGACAAGUCAUGCUCACAUCUUGACUUUGUAAUUUUUGUUGUUGUUUAUGUUCAUUGUUAAACCCUGGCACAUUUAUGGUGAUUUGUGGUUUGUAUUGAGAUAAUUUGAGUUGUAAUGUGUUAAUUCCUCAAAAACACUUUAACUCUUUAGGGAAUUUUAUCUCCAAACUAUAAAUCACACUAAGUAUGUACAGUAUCUGCAUUGGUCUUAAGUUUGUUCAUUCAGCAGCUUCUAUUAUAUUCUAUUUGAUGAAAACUUUUUUUAAUUGUUUUGACCUAAAAGCUACGGUUAAAUGAUGACAGGACUCAGUUCUUGUACUUUUUUAGCAGUCUGUUAUACUGUAUACUUCCAUUCUCUGUGAUUACAUGUAUAUAAUUUUUAAUUAUUUAGGCAAAAGCUGAAUAUGUGUUAAUAAACAGAGUUUUCAUUUCAUUUA